Messenger RNA from Xenia sp. Carnegie-2017, 1199 nucleotides. RefSeq lists its product as uncharacterized. The record is from RefSeq and is a predicted model, not a curated record. Bases 420 to 884 code for a protein of 154 amino acids. NCBI's taxonomy places the organism in Eukaryota, Metazoa, Cnidaria, Anthozoa, Malacalcyonacea, Xeniidae. The transcript is spliced from 8 exons.
UGAUAUCAUGUAAUAUGGCGGAUUGAAAAAAUUUGAAUAGUGUUGUGGUUACGGACGAAAUUUUGUCCUCAAAAAGGAAUAAAUGUCUGCAAAGCAGAAAAAGAUAGGAAACGCCAAUUCAAAUUCUAUAGAGAAAGCUGCCAAAUCCAUAUCAUCUUGCACAGACCAUGUUAAGGAAACUUUCAUAUUGGCAAGUCAUAGCUUACACGGAACAAUCUUAAAUAUUCACAGCAGAUUUGUGCCUCCUGUUUUUGUUCGGCAAAUGGAUUAUAUUAUUUGGUGAUUUAGGAAAAUUAAGAGGAGAAUUUUUAUACAUAUACCAUAUAUAUUAUUUUGCAAAAAGUUAUAAUUCAAAUUGCUGGCAUCCUUUGUAACAAAUAGAAUUCUCUUUUUGGUGAAUCAAAUAUGGCAACAGACUCAUGGAAGGUCUCAGGACUAUGGUAUCAGUGACCAUUACCUUUCAAAUGGUGUUCAUGUAUUACACAGGGAAACAGGUGUCAUUGAAAAACUUUGUCAAAGAUAUGGCUUUAUUGAGUGUGCUGAACAGGAUCUUCGAGUGUUCUUUCAUUACAGUCAGUACAAAGGACAUUCAAGUGAACUGUAACUUGGUGGAAUUGUUUUUUCUUCCACAUUAUCAAGCUGGUGUUUUAUCAAAGUCUCACAUCUACAAAGGUGAUAUUGUGUCUUUUUACAUCCUGGAAAGCAAAAGAAAUGGACAAUGCUGUGCCGUGGAGUUGUUGCUGCUCGAAGCUUUGCCUCCUGUUUACGUUCAAGGAAUUGUCUGCUCGCUCAAGGAAUCGUUUGGUUUCAUCGACAGAGCUGACAAAGUGAACGAGGUAAAGAAGUUGCAGUCUCAGUGGAGCGUCUACCAGAAGGUACAGUGAAAUUUGAUGAUGUGAGCAAAGACACAUUUCAAGGCACCAUCGAGAAAGUACAUUGUCGGACAAAAGACAGGAACCGUUAAAUGGUGUGAUAUUGUACAACACAAGCAAUGGUAGUUCACAGCUGCCAUAUUGGGAGAAAGAUGUCUUGGGGGAGUUCACCGUCUUGACUUGGGAUGUUGUUGGUUUUAAAAUUGCUACAGCCACUCAGUCAAGCGAUACAUCUCUCUUCUUUUCGUGCAGAUCGGCGUGAUUCUUUAAGAAGAGCAACGGAAAUUCAUCUCAUCAAGGAAGUGGAAAGCAGCAAUGGAUGCAAUG